Molecule: messenger RNA, 7936 nt
Organism: Felis catus (domestic cat)
Lineage: Eukaryota; Metazoa; Chordata; Mammalia; Carnivora; Felidae
Gene: ADAMTSL3
Product: ADAMTS like 3
Exons: 28
Coding region: 909-5945 (1678 amino acids)
Biological process (GO): extracellular matrix organization
Cellular component (GO): extracellular matrix
Molecular function (GO): metalloendopeptidase activity
Source: RefSeq, a predicted model, not a curated record
GACUUACGCAUUUUUUUUUCCUAAGGAGAAGAAAUCUGUUUGCCGUGAGUACAUCUUUCUCGAAGGAACUUCUUCUGAACUUUUCACGAAUAUCUUGGCGAUGAGCUUCCUGGUGGUUCAGCUGUUGGCAGGCCUCAAGAAACAUCACUUGACAUUUCCAAGUUGUUUAUGUAAUAGUUUGUAACUUGGGAAGUGUAUACCAACUUCUGAAAUUUCUGGUGGAGGAAGAUAGACACAGCCCUCGCACGUAUAGGGUAUUGUCAGCUCCUUCCCCGGUCAAAAUGAACGCUCGCGUAUUCUCCGGAUAGGAGAGUUUCCGUGUUGUUUCUGGCCUGUGUGGAUAAUGUUUUUAAGCAGCACGCCACUUGAGCUUGAAUAGCUCAUUCCUUUGUUAGUGAGUCAUCUUGGUCAGAUGCAGCUAUGCUCCUUAAAUAUUCCAAAGAUUUAGCGAUCUAAUGAGAAAGCGAGCUCAUGGUCUGUGAGGAGAAGACAAGAAUGUGUUAAUUGGAAUGACUUGUACUCUGUUCCCAGUCGAGGCACAGAGCAAAUGCAUGAAUGUCGUGCAUGCGGCGGCACAUGCUGUUCCGACCGGCUCUGGCACACGUGAACGCUGAAUUCCAUUGUCAUCGAGCUUUUUGCAAAUCAGCUGCUUCUCAAGCGUGAAAGAAUGGGGUCUGUUACUGGAGACUCGGGCUCUGGCUUUUGAACUACGCGGACACUUUCCUCUUCUAGCGCUGUCUUCCUAGACUCAUUUGGAGGGGGGGUGGGUACUGUGUACUAUUAUUAUUUUUUGUCCCUUUCACCAGGUAGGUUACAUGGUGGGUAUGGGUGGCGUAAAGGUCAAGACAGCCCCAAACGCAGCUUCCCCUGCAAGUCACGAGUGCUGAGAGACGGGUCCCGUCCUGACGAUGCCCUUGCUGUCUGUGCUCAGACAUCCCUUCUCCCUGAGAGCAGGCUGGUCCCUGCUCAGAGAUGCUCUGUCUUCAAGCACCGUGAGACUGGGUCGCUUCAGGCAACUCCACUGCGUCACCCCCUCCGCUUGGACGAAAACCUCAAGAAAUGCUCAGGCCGAGGAAGACAAAGACACCAACUGGGAUGCUUGGGGCAGCUGGAGUGACUGCUCCCGGACUUGUGGGGGAGGGGCAUCAUACUCUCUGCGGAGGUGUCUGACGGGGAGGAAUUGCGAAGGGCAGAAUAUUCGAUACAAGACGUGCAGCAACCAUGACUGCCCUCCUGAUGCAGAAGACUUCAGAGCCCAGCAGUGCUCCGCCUACAAUGACGUCCAGUAUCAGGGGCGUUAUUAUGAAUGGCUUCCACGAUACAACGAUCCUGCUGCCCCCUGCGCGCUCAAGUGUCACGCACGGGGACAGAACUUGGUAGUGGAGCUGGCACCCAAGGUACUGGAUGGAACUCGCUGCAACACGGACUCUCUGGACAUGUGUAUCAGCGGUAUUUGCCAGGCGGUGGGCUGCGACCGGCACCUGGGGAGCGGCGCCCGCGAGGACAGCUGCGGCGUGUGCGCCGGCAAUGGCUCCACCUGCAGGCUCGUGCGGGGACAGUCCAAGGCGCACGUUUCUCCGGAGAAAAGGGAAGAAAAUGUGAUUGCUGUUCCUUUAGGCAGUCGAAGUGUAAGAAUUACACUGAAAGGACCGGCCCAUCUUUUUAUCGAAUCAAAAACACUUCAAGGAAGCAAAAGAGAACACAGCUUUAACAGCCCUGGAGUUUUUGUUGUAGAGAACACCACAGUUGAAUUUCAGAGGGGCUCGGAGAGGCAGACCUUUAAGAUCCCAGGACCUUUGAUGGCUGAUUUCAUUUUCAAGACCAGGUACACGGUGGCCAAGGACAGUGUGGCCCAAUUCUUCUUCUAUCAGCCGAUCAGUCAUCAGUGGAGACAAACCGACUUCUUCCCCUGCACUGUGACAUGUGGAGGAGGCUAUCAGCUCAACUCGGCCGAAUGUGUGGAUAUCCGCUUGAAGAGGGUAGUUCCUGACCAUUACUGCCAUUACUACCCCGAAAAUGUGAAACCCAAGCCCAAACUAAAGGAGUGCGGCAUGGAUCCUUGCCCUUCGAGCGACGGAUUUAAAGAGAUCAUGCCCUACGACCACUUCCAACCUCUCCCUCGCUGGGAACAUAACCCUUGGACUGCGUGCUCGGUGUCCUGCGGGGGCGGGAUUCAGAGGCGGAGCUUCGUGUGUGUGGAGGAGUCCAUGCACGGAGAGAUACUACAGGUAGAGGAGUGGAAGUGCAUGUACGCGCCCAAACCCAAGGUCAUGCAGACCUGCAACCUGUUCGACUGCCCCAAGUGGAUUGCCAUGGAGUGGUCUCAGUGCACGGUGACUUGUGGCCGAGGGUUACGUUACCGCGUCGUUCUGUGUAUCAACCACCGCGGGCAGCACGUUGGUGGCUGCAACCCACAGCUGAAGUUACACAUCAAAGAAGAAUGUAUCAUCCCCAUCCCGUGCUACAAACCGAAAGAAAAAAGCCCAGUGGAAGCUAAAUUACCGUGGCUGAAACAAGCCCAGGAGCUAGAAGAGCCCAGAAGAGCAACCAAAGAACCAUCGUUCAUCCCGGAGCCCUGGUCAGCCUGCAGCACCACGUGCGGGCCGGGCGUCCAGGUCCGGGAGGUGAAGUGCCGUGUGCUCCUGACGUUCACGCAGACGGAGACCGAGCUGCCUGAGGAAGAGUGUGAGGGCCCCCAGCUGCCCACCGAGCGGCCCUGCCUCCUCCACCCCUGCGACGAGAGCCCUGCCUCCCGCCAGCCCGACGCCUCUCCCCAGGAGGACAGCACGAUGACCUACCACUGGGAGUACGCUGGCUUCACUCCUUGCACGGCCACAUGCUUGGGAGGCCAUCAAGAAGCGAUAGCCGUGUGCUUACACACCCAGACCCAGCAGACAGUCAGUGACACCUUGUGUGAUAUGGUCCACCGCCCUCCUCCGAUGAGCCAGGCUUGCAACCCGGAACCCUGCCCACCCAGGUGGCACACCGGCUCUUGGGGGCCCUGCUCGGCUACCUGUGGCGUCGGAAUCCAGACCCGGGAGGUGCACUGCCUCUACCCGGGGGAGUCCCCGGCCCCCCCCGAGGAAUGCAGGGACGAGAAGCCCCACGCUUUACAAGCCUGCAGUCAGUUUGAUUGCCCUCCUAGCUGGCACAUCGAGGAAUGGCAGCAGUGUUCCAGGACCUGUGGCGGGGGGACUCAGAACCGAAGAGUCACGUGCCGGCAGCUGUUAACGGACGGCGGCUUCUUGAAUCUCUCCGAUGAGUUGUGCCAAGGACCCAAGGCGUCUUCUCACAAGUCCUGCGCCCGAACAGACUGUCCUCCACAUUUAAUGGUGGGAGACUGGUCGAAGUGUUCCGUCAGCUGUGGCGUUGGAACCCAGCGAAGAAAGCAGGUGUGUCAGAGGCUGACCGCCAAGGGCCGGCGCGUCCCCCUCAGCGAGGUGAUGUGCAGAGAUCUCCCAGGGCCCCCUCUCGUAAGAUCUUGCCAGAUGCCCGCCUGCAGUAAAAUGAAACCAGAGGUGGAGACAAAACCUGGUGAGCAGGGGCCCCAGAUCCUCGGUGUCCAGAGAGUCUAUAUUCAGACAAGGGAGGAGAAGCGCAUUAACCUGACCGUUGGGAGCAGGGCCUACUUGCUGCCCAACACGUCUGUGAUUAUUAAAUGCCCAGUACGACGAUUCCAGAAAUCUCUGAUCCAGUGGGAGAAGGAUGGCCGUUGUCUGCAGAACUCCAAGAGGCUCGGCAUCACCAAGUCAGGCUCACUAAAAAUCCACAGCCUCGCGGCCCCCGACAUCGGCAUGUACCAGUGCAUCGCAGGUCCUGUCCGAGAAACCGUUGUUCUGAAGGUCAUCGGUGCCGACAACAGGCUGGUGGCGCCCCCGGCCCUCGGAGGGCAUGUGAGGGACCAGCCUGGGACGGACCACAAUGACGCCAAUAGCUUGGGCGCCACCUGGCAGAAAAUGAGGCAGUUGUGGGGUCACACAAAUGAGCCUUAUCCGGACAACGGCCAAGCUGACAACCAGCCUUUCCUGAGAGCGCUGUUGGGCCACUGUGGCACUUCUGCGGGGAACCGCCACUCCUGGGAGUUUAAGGAUAAGCAGCUUGAAGCGGCCGUUAAGCAGGGAGCAUACAGCAUGGAGACCGCCCAGUUUGACGAACUGAUAAGGAACAUGAGUCAGCUCAUGGAAACUGAGGAGGUCAGCGGUGACCUUGCGUCCCAGGUGAUCUAUCAGCUGGUGGCCGAGCUCGCUAAGGCACAGCCAGGGCAUCCGCCAUGGAGGGGCGUCCAGGAAGGGGUGUCUCCUGCAGCUCAGCUAAGGGGAACAACAGGAAGUGUGCCCCAAGGCUCGAAUGCAGGAAACUCAGGCAAGCUGACAUUCCAGCCAAAGGGACCUGUCCUCCUGAGGCAAAGGCAGCCCACCUCGGUUUCAUUUAAUAAAACGGUAAACUUGAGGAUUGGAAAUACAGUAUACAUUACAAAAAGGACGGAGGUCAUCAACAUCCUGUGUGAGCCCGUCACCCCCACUCAGGCCACAUAUACAUGGACCAAGGAUGGGACGUUGUUAAAACCCUCAGAAAAGAUCAUCUUGGAUGGAAUGGGGAAAAUGCAGAUACGGAACCCGACAAAGAAAGACCAAGGGAUGUAUGGAUGCUCCGUGGCUAAUCGUCUGGGUUCCGACGUGGAGAGGUCUUCUGUGUUAUAUGCAGAGGCGCCCGCCAUCGUGGCUAUUGUGAGAAAUACCAGCAGACGGGAGCACAGCCAUCUGUCCGUUGUGGUUGGAGGCACCGUAGAGGCACCCCUGCGAGCAAACGUGACCAUCCGCUGUCCUGUGAGAGGUGUCCCUCAGCCUAAUAUAACUUGGUUGAAGAGAGGAGGACCUCUGAGUGACAAUAUUUCCUUGCUUUUCAAUGGAUCCCUGUUGUUGCAGAAUGUUUCCCUUGAAAAUGAAGGAACCUAUGUCUGCACAGCCACCAAUGCUCUAGGAAAAGCUACGGCAGCAUCUACACUCCACCUGCUGGAACAAAGACAGUUGGACAGUAAACGUGGAUUUCCCAAGGACCAGAAAAAGCAUAGGCUCCAGGCAUCUGACACAGAAACCAGCAGCAGUGACCCAACAGGAGAAGCCCUACCUUCAGAGCCUUUUUGGGAGCUCGGUAACUGGACGCGUUGUUCCGCCAGCUGCGGGCACUUGGGAGCCCGAGUUCGGAGACCCCGGUGUGUGACGGCCAACGGGCAGGAAGUGAGUGAGGCCCUUUGCCAUCACCUCCAGAAGCCGCUGGCUGGGUUUCAGCCCUGUAACAUCCGGGACUGCCCCUCGAGGUGGCUCACAGGUGCCUGGUCGGAGUGCUCUGUGUCUUGUGGGGAAGGAUUCCGCAGUCGCCAAGUGACGUGCGUGCGCACCAGAGCCAACGGAGCCACGCAGGUGACGUCUCCGAGGGCCUGCGCUCCCAAAGACAGGCCUCUGGGAGGAAGGCCGUGCUCCAGUCACCCGUGCGGCCAGUGGGUCGUUGGACCGGGGGGCCAGUGCCCUGCGCGUUGCCUGGGUCGCACAGCGAGGAUGCCACAGCAUCGCGCAGCUUGUCAAGGCCACAACAGCUCUGACUCGGGCUGUGACGACAGAAGCAGACUCACCUUGAAGGGGAACUGCUCGUCCGGGGCGUGUGACGCGUGCUGGCGCCCCGGCCCCUGGAGGCCCUGCACGGCGGCCUGCGGCAGGGGUUUCCAGUCCCGGAGGGUCGACUGCGUCCACACCAGGAGCUGCUGGCCCGUGGCUGAGAGACACUGCGUGCAGAAAAAGAAACCGGCUUCCUGGCGGCACUGUGUGGGGCCUUCCUGCCAUAGAGCUUGCAUGGACACCACCCACUACUGUAUGUUUGUAAAGCAUCUCAACUUGUGUUCGCUCGACGUCUACAAACAAAGGUGCUGCUGGACGUGUCUGGAAGGGUAAACCUGUGGAAGGGUCGUAGCGCUGCUGUGAAGAAGAGACCAGAAGUGUAGAAGCUCUUUCCCCCACGUAGCCGGUUCAAAAACAUGUUAUUUCUUUAAAAAAAAAACACAAAAAACACUGUAGAUUCUGCAUGCAAACAGGUCGAUGCAAACUCACCGCUGGUGGCGUUUUGUGCUGUUGUUUUCCCCGCAGCCGGUCUUUAAUUCCAGCUCUUUGAAGCGAUGCAUCCGGGACCAACGAGCGUACCGUGGCAGGCGUGCCAUGGCGCGUGGGACCUCCCCGUGUCCUCCUCAUCAGGAAAUCGCCCAGGUCCCCAGGGCGUGGUCGCAUGCUUCCUCCCGUGAUGUGCAGGCUAAUAGCAUACGGCGUCCCGAAGUCUUGAGGGACACACGGCAACCGAUGACUUCCUCUUCUCCCAAGCUUUAGGGUUUCAACAGGUUUAUAAAGCGUUUACACUCUGGAAGCCCUGGCCGGUCGCCAUUGAGAUGGCGUGAUUGGUGCUAGUGGCAUUUUGGUGGGUCCCGAAGCCCAGGCUGUGAACCGACUGAUCCGAGGAUCCUGGGGGCGGGGAGCUGCAUCUUGCCCUUACGCUUAGAGAACCGGUGAAGAAACCACAGGGGAAACCUUGCUGCCAGCUUCACGACCAUGGAGCUCUAUCUGUGACCAAAUGAGGCAUCUCGGAAAUCAAAGGAGAGGGGGAAUUCACCUUUUCUACUGAUUUUGAAGUGCAGUCAAAGCUUUCUUUUAAGAGCUGUGAAUGAGACUUCUUCUGAGCACUAUUCUCUUGCACACAAACAGAAAAUCAAAGCCUUAUUAGACCUAAUUUAUGCACACGAUAGUAUUCCUGAGGGUUCUUAUUUCGGGAAGAUUGUAAGAAAGUAAUCUAAAUAUGAAACACGGUGGUUGGAAAGACUUGUUUAUAGUAAAGCAUUGUUUUCCUUCAGACUGAUUUGUCGGUAAAUCCAAAGUGAAUUUGGGUGAGGCUAGAAGUUACAGUUGGGGCUAGAGGUCAGAGUUAGGAUUUGGUGAGUAAGUGUAGGGUUCGUGUUAGUUUUAGGAUCGGGUUAGCUGAGAAUGGAAAUUAUGGUAGGGUGAAGGCUGGAGUUGGCUUUGGGGGUUGAGGUUAGAGUCGGGACCAGGACGGGUUGUGUUGGGUUGCGUUCGAACUGGGGCCAGUGCUGGUGUUGGUGACAGUGUCAGGCUGGAGGGUAAACCUGGAGUAAGUGUUUCUGCGGAAGUAGUCUGGGGCUAGCAUGAAGUUCAAAAGCCGAUUUGGUUAUGGCGCCCCUUCCCUUAUAUCCUGCCGAUUACUGCUUUAGAUGGCACACAAGCCCAAGUCAGUGGCCGUCUGUGCUUACGUGGCGACCCAGCCACCCUCACCCGUGUGCUGCCCCCAGCGUGCCGGCCACAACAUCCCCCGAAGCAGGUGGCUCUGGACCUGAUCACAAAGACGUGAGCAGCGUGUUUGGUGUUUGGACGUGUCUGUGGACGAGCUCGCUGAGUCUCUCGACCACAUUCUGAGUACCAGCCCUCAUGUUCUGACUUUAGCCUCACGGACACUGGUGAUAGACACUACUGUACGUGGAGGGUUUGGUGGCCGGGAUGGAUGGGGAUGGGGAAGGGCACACACACCAGCCCGCGGGUUGUUAAUCAUCAAUCACCCUUGAUUGUUGAAGGAUUUUAAAUUAAAAGAAAGAUCAUUUGUAAAAUACUCUUUGUAUAUAUUUAUUAUAUGACUUAAAGGUGCAAUAUUUUAUUUUGUACAGUAUGUAAUAAAGACAUGGGACGUAUAUUUUUCUUAUUAACAAAAUUUCUUAUUAAAUUGCUUCACCUUUGUAUUUAAAGUCACUAAUUUUCUUGUACUUUUGUUACCAUUCAAACGAUGUUCCUGUGUACUGUAUUUUACUACUGUUUCUAUAACAUAAGAGUUAGUUUCUUUCAUGACCCUUAAGUGAUUCAGAAAUAAAUUUGAUUAUUCAGUGGCAUCCUUA